Molecule: messenger RNA, 2155 nt
Organism: Magallana angulata
Lineage: Eukaryota; Metazoa; Mollusca; Bivalvia; Ostreida; Ostreidae
Exons: 12
Coding region: 1-2073 (690 amino acids)
Source: RefSeq, a predicted model, not a curated record
AUGAUACGGUUCAUAAUUGUUGUGGUGACUUUGGUUAUCCCGACGCUGAGCAUUACAUUCGGCUCAAACACCAUCUUUGCAAGCAGAUUUCUUGGUUUUUCGGUCUACGUAUCAAAUACAACGAUGAAAGAAGACGGAUUUUUAUGCUAUCAUGAGACAAAUCAUACUUUGUCUACCAUUCCCUACAAAAUGACCAUAAGAUGUGACGUUCAAGGUCGUUAUGUGAUCUACUACAACACCAGGGAAGGAAAUCUGAAGAACAAAUACGGCUACACUAAUCAAGCUCAAGUUUAUCUUUGUGAGGUGGAGGUGUACGGCUGUCCUCUUGGUUUAUACGGUGAAGAUUGUGACAAACCCUGUCCCCGCCGCUGCCAAUAUUGUCACGUUGUUUCCGGAGAAUGUCUUGGGGGCUGUAGCCCUGGUUUUACCGGUCAUUCGUGUGAAUCUUACAACCGAAUAAACAUGGCGGGCCAUCGACCUUCCUAUCAGCUACACACAUUAAAUGCAGGGCAGCCAAGUUUCAGAGUUGUCGAUGGUAAAAAAAGUAAUCUAGCUUAUAACGGGAAUCAGUGUACCUCAACACAGAACAACAAAGUAUUCGCCAUGUGGUGGGUGGAUUUACAAAAACCUCGACCAAUUGAACGCAUUAUGGUCUAUUCUAGAACCGAUAACUUGAAAUGGGAUGCAAACAACGGAUUUACAAGAGAAUUCCUUGGAUUCACAGUUGUUGUUUCAAACACGACAGAUCACAACGAUGGCGUCAUUUGUUAUCGUGAUAGAAGUUACAACAAAGACACGAUCCCUCCCUACAUUGAUAUAUUCUGUUCUGUGAUAGGUCGAUAUGUCAUCUAUUACAACGAGAGGCUGCCAGGAAUCCAUUACCCGGAUGAUUACAGUAGAUACGCCUUUACUGACCUCUGUGAAGUAGAAGUCUACGGUUGUCCUAUUUUGGAAUUUGGAAACAAAGUUCCUAAGUGCACAGUACCUUGCAUGGCCAUGUGCAAAAACCAUCUCGAAAAUCUGAGUUACAUGAAGCAAACAUGGCAGUCCUCGACAUAUUCCGCUUAUGGUACAAGCGACAAGGCCGUUGACGGCCAUUUUUCGUCACGCCAUUUCCGUGACGGGCAAUGUGCCUUAGGUGCAGCAAAUCAAAGACGUGUAACAUGGUGGGUCAACCUGGGGAAGAUAUACAGAAUUAACCACGUUGUUCUGGUUUUCCGUACGGAUAACAUAAAAUGGAGCGCUGACUCCAAUGGGUAUACGGCAGCUUUUCUUGGAUUUUACUUGUACAUUUCGAACACCACCAAUCGACAUCAGGGUAUUCUUUGUCACCAUGAUACAACAUUCACAAGACAUACCAUUCCAGAUACAGUGUCCAUAAACUGUCCGUAUUUCGGAAAAUACGUCAUUUUCUAUAACGAACGUUUACCCAGAGUUGUGUAUCCUUCUGACUACUCCACGUAUGCUUAUGGAGACCUAUGUGAAGUACAGGUCUAUGGUUGCCCUAGUCCCAUAGCGGAAAUUUCUCAAUGCACAAGACCAUGCCCCUUGAAUUGUGAAAAAUGUUAUCCAGGCACAGGAAUAUGUUCGAAAUGUUUUAUUGGUUUUGAAGGAUACGCAUGUGAAAUCGCUUGCCAUGCAGUGGCCUACGUUGCAUUCUCAACGCUGAUUUCUAUCCCUGGGAAGUUUAUAUACAACAUGUUAAAAACAUCCCAGGGAAUUCUGUUUGCGGGAGUUAAAACUGGAAUGGUAGGAGUCUACAUGACUUUACCAGAAACGUCUUCAAGCAUUGCGAAAUUGUCUUUCACUCUAAAGAUAGCAAAAGAAGUCAAUGUGACGUUCUGGGAUAGAAAUAAUUUAUUGAUCAAAAAGCAUCAGGAAAAAUUUACAGAACUGCAACAAAUGGAUGUCACAGUGUUGAAUGACAAAAUGUCUAAAGUUUAUACAAUUCGAAUAACAGUUGAGUAUAUCCAUGAACUCACCAUUUCAAAUCUGAGGCUCCCUCUGCGUAAAUGUUACGGAAAUAGCAUCGAUAUGGAAGAGCCCAGCCAAGACGGUUUCAAAUACGUUUGAGGAAUGAUACAAGUGGCCUUUUUUUUUCUUAAAAAUGAGUUUAAAAUAUUUUUUUCGUAGUCAUUACUUAAGUUAUUCCGGA